Messenger RNA from Brugia pahangi, 1407 nucleotides. NCBI's taxonomy places the organism in Eukaryota, Metazoa, Nematoda, Chromadorea, Rhabditida, Onchocercidae. The record is from the annotation of a GenBank genome assembly.
AUGUGGUCACAAAUGUCAAUGCUGGUGCUAAUUGCGGCGACACUAAAAGCAUUCACGGUGUUACCGUAUGUACAAAUUGACUUUGUUCACUAUUUCAGAUUAGCACAAUGUGAUGCAAAAUGUGCGGAAAAGUAUUCAAAAUCAAUCAAGCGGCGCUUAAAUGACGGAACAUUUAUCAAAUAUUAUGGUAAUGAUGGAGAUCAUUACAAACUUUGUAUAACUGGUUGUAAUCGACGACGAAUGACUGCACGACGAGAAAAAAAUGGUACGACAAAUGCGCUAAUGGCAGGAAUGCAAUUUUGGAUGGAUACAAAUGCAUAUGCAAGUCGAACUGAUCACUCACCCAUUAAAAGUGUUCAAUUAGGUUGUAUGGAUGUUGUAACAUCACAAGAUGUCAAUGAUUUCGAGGAUACAAUUGAAGGCUUAGUUUUUGUCAAUACCAAUGAAACGGAACAAUAUCCGAUCCGUUACAUUGUUCAAUGGAAACAACGAACAUAUGAUGGCAGUCCAACCGGAGAAAAUGGUUGGAUUACUGCUUCGAUUGAAUCAGAACCAAUAUUUAAAGUUGAGGGUAUGAUACCGAUGAUGCAAUACAGAUUUAUGGUUACUGCUGUUGGACCCGGUGGACGUUUGGGUGGGCCAAUAAUGAGUAACUGGGCACAAUCAUUAACGGUCGAGGAAAAGUUACGCGUACCUGGUAUUGGACCAAUGAUGAUUGCAACACAGUACAAUAAUGAAGAUGGCUUGUGCGCAUUAGUGAAAUGGUAUCACUCACCGUAUCAGCUUGAAUUAUCACCGAAUAUCUUAGAUGAUAGGCUGGCAUUGUUUGGUAACUGUCAUUAUAGUAUUACCAUACUCAAUGAAACGUCACAGGAAACUGUAUUGUUUACAUUGGACAAUGGAAAUGGUAUUUUACUAUCAAAUUUGCAAUUCUCAACGGAAUAUUCUGUAGCAGUACGAUCGAUCUCAUCAGUAAUGGUAGUAGAUUCAUCAUUGUUGCAACAAAAGAAUAUGUCAACUGCAGGUGACACAAAUGACAUACUAGAACAAAAAUUCUUUACACCAGCAUGUAAUGAAGUAUUUGGUUCAGGAAGUCUUGAAUGUGCUCCUGAACCAGUUAAGAAUUUGGAGGCAAUAAUAAAUCCAAAUGGAUCAGUGCAAAUUCAAUGGAUACCAUCAAGUGAACCAAAUACUAUAUUAGUUUAUCAAUUACUUUAUCAAUCGUUAACAAAUCAUCAUGAUUGUGAUAAUGAUCCUUCUAGUAUUUAUAUCAAUGCGGGUUCAACAACUGCAACAAUACAAUUACACGGUCGAACACAUUGCGAAUAUUCGAUUAAAUUAAUUAAUUACGAUUUAAUUGGACGUGAAGCAAGUUGUAAUAAAAAAGAUACGGUAACAAUUUUAUGA